GUAUUUAUAGUCUCCCUGUUGACCUUGACCCUGUCAGCAUGAUCAGUUAGUAACAUUUACUCCCCGCACGUCUUGUAAACCUGCUCAAAGAGCCCACGAAUUCAUUUCCUUGAAACCCUAUGCUUUGUUUCAGAUGACCAAGUCGAGCGUAUUUUCUCAAAUACUGGGCACAGACGAAUUUAUAGUGUCUAAACAUCUUUUCUCACGAAAAUGUUUGAAGUCGGUAUUAUUAUCUGCUGCUGUCGGUGGUGCAGUUAUUGGCAUUUUUUACUGGUGGUUCAAAUCAAGGCGUUCGGCAGAUCGUGUUGUUAUAAAUUCAGAGACCAGAGAUAUAGAUGACCCUACAAUUCUUGCAAUGCAUUCCAUGGAUUUUUAUUCCCAAGCCAAACUUUCUAGCAACCGAAGUGUGGGGUCUGUCUUUUCAAGAACUUCAACUGCCAGUGAAAAACCCACAUUUACUUCAAGUGCAAGAAAACUGUCCCAGCCUUCAGUAGCAAAUGACUCAGAUAUCGACGAUAGCUCCUCUUUGGUAUUGGAUUACAAAAGACUUGGUUUACGCGCAUUAGCUGGUGUUGUUGAGCAUCUGGAAUCUCUUAUGUGCAAGGUUAAAGUUCUUGAAGAUAAGGGUUUGUCUCCUUCUUCUGAUUCUGAUCAGUUAAUUAAUGACCUACGUGUUCUUUUGGAACAUGCUUAUCGGUUGCGUGAACAAUAUAAACAGCAGCUAGUGCUUCACGAUGGCAGUUAUCGACAGGGAUCAUUGGAAUCUUUAGUGACUUCACAGGAGGAUACAUCCUCUUACUUCUCUGCAUCUGAACACCUAGAUUUGACCGAGUUAGAAUUACUAAUGCAGUUUAAUGUGAGGAGACCUCUUUAUUACAGUGCUUUAAAAUUGCUGAAUGAAAGUGAUAUUCCUUACCGUGCUCUCAGAACACAAUUUGUUGGUUGUGAACUUGAUAUUGAAUAUCUAGGUAAAGUUCAUUGUCUUCGUCAAGCAUUUGACUAUAUUUUUGAUCGUCCUGAAUCUACUGAUUGGAUGAUUAAAGUUGGAAAACUUAAUGUAUGUCGUUUAUUACAUUGUCUUGGAUACCCAAGUACCGAUUUUGACGAAGCCUAUGAACGACUGAUGGCUUUUGUUAUAUCAAAUCGAAACAAGUCGAAUAGUAUGAUGUCUGAAGAAUUAUAUGCUAAAGGUGUAAAAGUAAUCAAUUUCUAUGAUGUUGUCUUUGAUUUAAUGCUGUUGGAGGCAUUCGAGUUACUUGCCAACCCGCCUAGUUCCGUACUGUCUGUUACUCGACAUAAAUGGUUAAGUGAUAAUUUCAAGCGUUGUGCAUUGGAUUCCACUGUUUGGACUAUUCUCUUAGCUAAACGUAAAAUGAUUAAAUAUCCAGAUGGUUUUUAUGCUCAUUAUUAUAGUAUGGUUGGUACAAUACUGCCUGCAUUAGCUUGGGGUUUUCUAGGACCAAAUGAAAAUUACUUUCGUCUAUGUGAUCGUUUUCGUGAGACAAUUAUUUCAUUUAUUCGUGAAUCAUUCAUCUGUUAUGAUUCAUCGAUUCUUACAACAACAGCAACAACAACGGCAACAAAUGGUUUAUCCUUAGCAUUCCCUGAUGAACAUUUUGUACAACAUGAUGAAUUCGAUCGAAGUACUCUAGUCAAUUGUCCUUCAGUUGAUGAGAAUAUCAACAGUUCUACACCCCCACCUUCUUCUCCUUCUUCGCCUCCUCCUUCUCCUCCCUCUGUUGCUUCUGAUGUAAACGAUAAUGAUGACAGUGUGGAGACAGUUUCAGAGUCUGGACCAACAUUAGUCUGUAAACAAGAAGAUUUCCAUCAAUCCAUGACAUCUAAUGCUGUUUAUCAUCGACAAAUUGGUUUACGUUAUACAACUGUCGAAGAAUUAGGCAGUGAUUUAUACAAAUUGAUAAAUAUUUAUUCUAAAGAAUUAUUAAAUAUCUUUAUGCAUGAAUCACAAUCGAAUGGUAAUCCUUUGCCUGAAAAAUUACAAUCAAAUCCUCUUCAACCAGAUUUACGUCUCAGCUAUGUAGUGUAGAGACGAAAAAAAGUAGAAGAAAGCAUUAGUUACUAUCUAUCUACUAUUUGAAUUGAUUGCGCAAUAGCUUUCAUCAAUCAUUAUUUCACUUUUCUAACUUUUUUCUUACUUGUUCACAACCAAAGCACACCUUGUAUAUAUGUCUAUAUAUGUUUGUAUAUAGAUAGUAAAGUGUCUUUUGUCUUAUAUGUUAGUCACCAGUAUAAACUGUAUAGCGUUCUUUAAUUAAAAACAGUGUCUUUUGUCUAGCUGUAUAUAUACAUUAAAUAUAUGGAUGAUUUCUGAA
Trichobilharzia regenti is the source of this 2333-nucleotide messenger RNA. The record is from the annotation of a GenBank genome assembly. NCBI's taxonomy places the organism in Eukaryota, Metazoa, Platyhelminthes, Trematoda, Strigeidida, Schistosomatidae.